This is a messenger RNA of Vigna unguiculata (cowpea), 1323 nucleotides long. It is a transcript of the gene AMSH2, whose product is annotated as associated molecule with the SH3 domain of STAM 2. Gene Ontology annotation, cellular component: membrane; endosome. Gene Ontology annotation, biological process: protein K63-linked deubiquitination. The record is from RefSeq and is a predicted model, not a curated record. NCBI's taxonomy places the organism in Eukaryota, Viridiplantae, Streptophyta, Magnoliopsida, Fabales, Fabaceae. Gene Ontology annotation, molecular function: metal-dependent deubiquitinase activity; K63-linked deubiquitinase activity; protein binding.
AAUUAAGUCUGACAAUUUAAAAGGUAUCAUCUUGUCUUGAAACCAAACAAUCAAUAUGCCCAAACAAACAAUAUGUUGAGCAGUUUGCUACCCAACAGUUCAGAUUUAUCCACAUAAUACAAUUUUCAAGAUAUAUUCUCUCAAAGGUGCACGUGCAUCUCAGCAACCGAAUCUCAUCUCAGUUGAUCAAAGGAAAACUUCACUUAACAAGUGCCUAGGUUUGAUUUCUGCUGCUCGCAAAGGGAUUACCCCUGGGCUGAGAAAGGAGAAGAAAAAGUACUUGGGUUUGAUGUAAAAAAGAAGAUAAAAUGUACAAAGGGUCUGAUGAAAAACAGUAUGUAAGUAAUAGGAAGAAGGUUAGAAACUGUGAUGUUGCAGAGAGCAGUUUUCAAAGCAUGAGUGUUGAUGAUGUGGAUCCAUCUGGGGGUUCAUCAUUCCAAUUAAGAAAUUUGAGUUGCUGCUCAUUGGUUUGUAAACCAAGUGCUUCUAACAUAGCCAACAGAUACUUCAUGCUUCACAAAGUAACUCAGUCCUGGCCUUCCCCUGCCUUGUGUUUUGUGGAGAAAGUGCCUCAAGAUGCACAAAGUUCUCAUGUUACAGUUUUUAAUUCAGGUGAUGGAUCCUCAAAAUCAGAUAAUGAGUCAACCUCAUCUAAGAGCAUGCGGGAUGUUCAUAUUUCAAUGCGGUUGAUGGAGGACUUUCUAGAUCUUGCUAAAGAAAAUACAGAAAAAGAUUUGGAAACUUGUGGUAUACUUGGUGCCUAUCUUGAGAAGGGAACCCUUUAUAUGACUACUCUGAUUAUACCAAAGCAGGAAUCUGCUUCGAAUUCUUGUCAAGCUACAAAUGAGGAGGAAGUUUUCAAAAUUCUAAAUGAAAGAUCCCUUUAUCCUGUUGGAUGGAUUCAUACUCAUCCUUCUCAAAGUUGUUUCAUGUCAUCUGUCGAUCUUCACACUCAAUAUUCCUACCAGAUGAUGAUUCCUGAGGCAUUUGCCAUUGUCUUGGCACCAAAUGAUAAAUUAAGGAGCUGUGGAUUAUUUCGUAUAGCCGACCCUGAAGGAAUGAGUAUUCUGAAAAAUUGCAAGGAGACAGGAUUUCAUCCACACAAAGAACCAGAUAAUGGCAACCCUGUGUAUGAGCACUGCUCCAAUGUGUACAGAAACUCUAAUCUAAGGUUUGAAAUCUUUGAUUUGCGAUAAAAUUGACAUUGAAUACAACACUGUAUAAUAUGACAGAUUCAAGUGUACUGAAAGAAGAAUCCUGAUACACAAUAAUUACGUUUUGUCUAAUGUAAUAAGGUCGGCUUUGUACCCUCUUGCAUGUUCA